This is a messenger RNA of Helobdella robusta, 585 nucleotides long. RefSeq lists its product as hypothetical. Gene Ontology annotation, biological process: regulation of gene expression; rRNA processing; pre-miRNA processing. Lineage: Eukaryota; Metazoa; Annelida; Clitellata; Rhynchobdellida; Glossiphoniidae. Gene Ontology annotation, cellular component: nucleus. The annotation marks the transcript as partial. Gene Ontology annotation, molecular function: ribonuclease III activity; double-stranded RNA binding. The record is from RefSeq and is a predicted model, not a curated record. The transcript has 5 exons.
AGUGGCCACAACCAAACUCUUGAGUUCCUUGGUGAUACAAUUUUACAGUUUAUCACAUCUGAAUAUCUGUUCAAGCAUUUUCCAGAUCAUCAUGAAGGGCAUCUCACCCUAUUGAGAAGUAGUCUGGUAAACAACAAAACACAAGCAAUUAUUUGUGAUGACUUGGGAAUGACUGAGUACGUCAUCAAUAAUGACCCGAAGAAUGAAAAAAAUAAAGUGAAAGACAAGGCUGAUAUCCUGGAAGCUUUUAUAGGUGCCCUCUAUGUAGAUCAGGGUUUAGAUCCGUGCAUUGUCUUUUGUCAAGUUUGCUUUUAUCCUAGACUAAAAGAAUUUAUUAUGAAUCAAGAAUGGAAUGAUGCCAAGUCACAGCUCCAACAAUGUUGUUUGACCCUUCGUGAUCCGUCGGACGGAGAACCAGACAUUCCUAUUUACAAAGUGUUGCAAUGUACGGGCCCCACAAAUACUCGGAAGUACCAUGUAGCCGUUUAUUUCAGAGGAGAAAGGUUAGCAACAGGUGUAGGUCACAGCAUCCAACAAGGAGAGAUGGAAGCAGCCACAAACGCUCUUAAAGAUAAAUCAGGUUAG